This is a messenger RNA of Ricinus communis (castor bean), 1168 nucleotides long. RefSeq lists its product as uncharacterized. Bases 614 to 1066 code for a protein of 150 amino acids. The record is from RefSeq and is a predicted model, not a curated record. The transcript has 4 exons. Lineage: Eukaryota; Viridiplantae; Streptophyta; Magnoliopsida; Malpighiales; Euphorbiaceae.
GGGUCCAUUUAUGCUUUUUGCCUUUUUUAUUUUUAUUUGGGUGCUUUAAAUUCUUUGUUCUUAUGCUUGGCUCUUGUUCACAUGCCUAUUAACUACCGAAACAAGACUCAUAAGCUUACUACUUAUUUUAUGUUUUUUUCUGUAGCAGAGCAGCUUUUGCUUUAUUUAUCUUUUCUUUAUCUUUCUUUCUCUUUUAUUUAGUGGAAGAUUAUGUGUGAUUAUCUAUAAGAUAUUGGCAUCCUUUCACAUGAUUACAUCUCAAUACUUAUGUUGGAUUUGAAUUAGGUUAGAUUAAUUAUAAUCCAGGUUAGUCAUUAAUUAUUAUCCCAUUCCAUCACAGUUGACCCUUUUGAAGAUUUAAUCCACAAGCUAAGCUAUAGGAUCUCAACACUUAGAUUAAGUUCUGCUCCUAUUUCUUAGGACCAAAAUCAAAAUGCCUUCCAACUACACCAACUACUACUCCUCCUCCUCCUCCUCCUCAUUAUAAGGGCUACUGGCAAUCCACAAAUGAAAAAGGACAUUUCUUUAAGACAAAACAAGUAUUGAGCAGCAAGUCUGUUAGUACAUACAUUCGACCCAAAGAAAAGUUUCAGAGAAGAAACAGGACAGGACUAUGAAUGAGUUUGGUUCUGAAAGAUCAAAGCCCUGGAACAUAUACACAAGUUCAGACCCUACCCCAUCUCAGACGGGAGUCAUAGACCGUGAAGCUCCAUGGAAAAAUUUCGGAACAUCAAUGAAUGCAAUUGCGUUUGGUUUUGUUGCAACAGCUAUACUAAUAUCAAUGUUCUUGAUCAUGGCCAUCUUCGAGCAUCUCUUUAGGCCAAACCCUUCAUUUUCUUCCCCUCAAGAAGUCACAACAACGGACAGGUCCCUGGAAUCAGGACCUGCAGACAAGCUUGGAAAUCCACAGACAGUGACAACCUCUUACGCAUCAGAUUUUUCUGUAGUGAUGCCUGGACACCACUAUCCAACAUACAUAGCUCAACCGGCUCCUCUUCCUGUUCCAUGUCCAAGGGAAGGGAUUUAUUGGCCUUCACAUGAACAUAACAAUCUUGUAUUUCCUUAAAUUUAGUAUGCUAUAUUUAUAUGUAUACUUUCAUUAUGUGCACCAGAAAGAAUUGCUGUUUAUAGUAUAAUUAUACAGAAUGCCUCAUCACUUCUACACUCA